This is a messenger RNA of Punctularia strigosozonata HHB-11173 SS5, 2175 nucleotides long. RefSeq names its product PXA-domain-containing protein. The transcript has 3 exons. The record is from RefSeq and is a predicted model, not a curated record. NCBI's taxonomy places the organism in Eukaryota, Fungi, Basidiomycota, Agaricomycetes, Corticiales, Punctulariaceae. Bases 1 to 2175 code for a protein of 724 amino acids. Gene Ontology annotation, molecular function: phosphatidylinositol binding. Gene Ontology annotation, cellular component: intracellular membrane-bounded organelle.
AUGCCUGCCCCGCGAGUUGGGACCCAUGCGCUGGUCGUCGUCGUCGUCGCCGCCGCCGUUCUUCCUGCUUUGACGCGUGUAGCUUACUACCCUGUCGUUCUACUCGUCUUCCUGCCGCUCUUCUUGGCCCUACUCUGCAUCACCCACUUCGCCGGCUAUGUCCUGUUGGCUAACCAUCUCGACGCCAAGUACCACGAAGGAGCCAACCGCUCGCUACGUGCUGCCCGACCUCUUGCCUUCUCGACGCCUGCGGCGUGGCAGGCAGUGUUGACGCGGUCGCAAUGGCACAAAUCCCCCCAAUCAUUCACGCAUCUCGUCCCGCAAUAUCCCACCGUCUCCGCCAUCCUAAACGAGAUCCUGAUCAUGAUAGUCCGAGACUUCGUCUUGACGUGGUACAAGGACAUAUCCUCUUCUCCCUCCUUUCCCACCGCAGUUUCCUCUACACUGCAUAGCUCUAUGGAACGUCUCCUUGACCGCACGACGAACAUCGAUCUCCCAGUGCUCAUCGUAAAGCGCGUCCUCCCAAAAAUAACGACACACCUCGAACAAUUCCGGCAGUCGGAAACGACCCUUCGUGGCGCAGGGCUGGAGCGCAGGCUGACCCAGUCCGAGGAGCUGGACUUGCUUCUGGCCAGUCGAUACGCAAGCAGAGGAGCGAAGCUGCAUCCCGCGGUAAAUAACCUGUCGUCCACCUUCACACGACAAUCAGAGGAGGAGCAUCUGCGGAAGCUAGUUGACAAAGUACUGCCAUUGAUCCUGCCGGAGAACGAGGCUCGCAGUGCCGCCGUCAAGAUUGUGGCGCGCGAGAUAGUGGCAUGCUCUGUGCUGUACCCCGUUGUCGACAUGUUGUCCGAUCCCGAUUUCUGGAAUCGUACCAUAGACCAGGUCGCAGGUGCCGCCAUUCAGCAGCAGAAGUUGGUAUCGCGGGUACGCAACGUCCUGGAAGCCCAAUCACCGGGGCAGCCUUCCUCGGACGUUUCUCCAGCAACUUUGGCGCCGGAGGCCAUCACCAUCAAUACCGAUCCUCGUCACUUCGAUGCGUUUCUGCGCAGCAUCAGUCGUUGCUCGUCCUUGCUGGAUGCUAGGCGCCUGAAGAACGACAUUGUUGGCGAGAUACGAAGGACGCGCGCCUUGCUAGCAAACCACGAGAACGAAGAAUGGAUUAACGGCAAAAAAACUGAAGAUAUAAUAUCGUUCCUUGACCGUUUGUACACUGCCCGGCGCAAGGUAGAGAAGCGGAUAUCAAUACUAGGUGGUGGAGAGCAAGAAACGGUGGCCGUAAAUUCAGAUGCAGACUCGGAGAGCACUCAAAGCCUGAGUCUACGUGACGUACUGUCGAAUCCGAGCUCGCUGUCGUAUUUCAUGGAGUUCAUGGACCGCAGGCACCGCUCCCUACUCGUACAAUUCUGGUUAACGGUGGAAAGCUUCAAGGAUCCGCUCGAAACUGUGGAUUCUUCUUCGUCCGGUGACGAAGAUGAACUGCUGCAGGCGCCCGCUGAUGCAGUUACGGUCAGAGAAGACAUCUCCAUGAUCUAUGACCUAUACUUCUCUUCCUCGACUCCUCCUGCUGCGUUGUCCAAUAUCUCCCGCAAGUAUAUAAACGCGAUCCGCGAAUUCGCGACCGGCGAGCAAUCAUCCUCACCUAUCGUGGAAAGGAAGGUACGGCGCAGUGUACUGCUGGCCCAAAAACAAGCGGAGCAGGAGAUGGAACACGACUUCGGUGACUUCCGGCAAUCAGAGCUGUGGUUUCGAGUGGUAGGAGAUUCUGGGAUGCCGCUAUCCGCGGCGAGACAGAAGCAGUCUCGGUCGUCACCCACCUCACCCAAACUCGCUCGAACAUCCUCGGGGGAUGCAAGGGGGUUCAUGCCGGCUGCCAGUCUAGUUUCGCGGGCAGAUUCCACAUCCAGUUUGGCCUCCGGCACACCUACCCCAUCAUGGGCGCUGGGAUCUUCCCACUCUUCAACUUCCGAGCCUUUCCCAGCUGCGAUAUCUUCCCGACCAGCCACCUCGAACUUAGCGCUUCUCAUGUCAUCCGAUGCAGGGUCUCUGGCGAGUCUGCGCACGCCCGGGUCCAACAAUGCCGACAUACUCAGCCGCUUGUCGGGUCAGACGUUGGAUCAUGACAUCCAGCAUCGAUGGUCCGAAGAACAUAUCGUCGAUGCUAUCGGUUACUGA